AGUAUCCAGAGCCAGUUUCAUCACCCACUUCUACCUCUCAAGAGUGGUGCGGAAAUCGGGCCGCCUCAACACCUUUCUGGAACAGUUGCCCAACAAAAACCUCAUUUUCUUCCGCGAUCUGGGCAACACCAUCCUCACAAUGCAGUGGCGCUGGAUCCUCACCACCCUGUGCCUGGUCAACUUCGCUUGCUUCGUCCUCUUCAGCUUCCUCUGGAUGUUCCUGGCGAAGAUCAGCGGCGACUUCAGCCAGAGCUUGAACAACACGGACAAGGCCUGCAUUGUGAACGCCCGCACCUUCUCUGGCUACCUGCUGUUGAGCAUCGAGACGAUGACGACAGUGGGGUACGGAUAUCGGUACCCAACUGAACACUGUGUGGGCGGCUGGGUGCUUCUGAUGCUUCAGGCGAUCUUCAACACGUGCGUUCAGGGCGCUCUGGUCAGUGCCGUCUAUGUGAAGACGUCGAAGCCCUUCACCAAGUCAUCGUCGCUCUUCAGCAAAAAAGCAGUGGUGUGUCUUCGCGACGGCAAGUUGUGCUUCAUAUUCCGGAUUCACGACUUUUCCCGGAAGAUCUGGUGCGGCACCAACAUCUCCCUCUACUACAUCGACAAGGAGCAGAACCAUCUGGAUGAGGACUUUGAAAUGCAAAAAAUGACGAUCGAACCGCAUGGUUUGCUGCUGUUUCCACUCGAAAUUGAACAUGUGAUCGAUGAGGACAGUCCGCUCUACAAGUUUCGGCCGUUUGAGGUCCUCCACACCAGGUACGAGAUCGUGGCUGUAGCUGAGGGAAGUUCGACAAUCACUGGCCAGGUGUCGCAAAACAGAACCUCCUACAGCAAUGCGGAUAUCAUGUGGGGACAUCGGUUUCUCCCCUGUGUGGAUUACGACGAGCGCCAGAGGAUUCACGUGGUGGAUUACAAGAAGUUCAAGCAGGUGCUGCCCUUUGAUACGCCACUGUGCAGUGCCCGAAAACUGGCCGAGAUGCAGUCCAGAUUAACCGGAUAUUUUGAUAAAAAUGCCACUUCUGUCGCUGAGCCGGCAGAUCGCGAUCGCACCCGAUUGCAGAUCAUUCCGGAAGACGAAGAUGAAGAGUUCGGAAGUGUGACCGAUGUGAAAUCCAAAGAAGAACGCAUACCUGAGGUGUUCCGAAAGUUGUUUCAUAUGGAAAGUGUGCACGAUGUCCGAAAAUACAACAUUUAACUUGAA
Molecule: messenger RNA, 1204 nt
Organism: Dendroctonus ponderosae (mountain pine beetle)
Lineage: Eukaryota; Metazoa; Arthropoda; Insecta; Coleoptera; Curculionidae
Product: ATP-sensitive inward rectifier potassium channel 11
Biological process (GO): potassium ion import across plasma membrane; regulation of monoatomic ion transmembrane transport
Cellular component (GO): plasma membrane
Molecular function (GO): inward rectifier potassium channel activity
Source: RefSeq, a predicted model, not a curated record